GGGAAGGGAGCGGCGGCGGCGGCGGGGACGGCGGCGGCGGCGGGGCCAUGAACGGCGCGGCGAACCCGCUGCUGGACAAGGAGGAGCACCCGCUGCAGCUGGGCGAGAGCUUCGAGCGGCGGCCCAAGGCCUCCUUCCACACCAUCCGCUAUGACUUUAAACCAGCAUCAAUUGAUACAUCUUGUGAAGGGGAGCUCCAAGUUGGUAAAGGAGACGAAGUAACAAUCACCUUGCCACAUAUUCCAGGUUCAACUCCACCGAUGACAGUGUUUAAAGGAAAUAAAAGGCCAUACCAGAAGGACUGUGUGCUUAUUAUCAAUCAUGACACUGGGGAGUAUGUACUGGAAAAACUCAGCAGCAGUAUUCAAGUGAAGAAAACAAGAGCGGAGGGUAGCAGUAAGAUCCAGGCACGAAUUGAACAACAGUCUGCCCGAGCCUCUCAGCCUCCAUCGCAGUUCAGAGCCCCAACCAAGCCAGCAGUUGGACCUAAAACUUCUCCUUUGAAGGAUAACCCUUCGCCUGAACCUCAGCUGGAUGACAUUAAGAGAGAGCUAAGAGCAGAGGUUGAAAUUAUUGAGCAGAUGAGUAGCAGCAGUGGAAGCAGCUCAUCAGAUUCAGAGAGCUCAUCUGGGAGUGAAGAUGAAAGCUCCAGCAGUGAGGGAGAAGAGCCUGCACAUGUUUCCCCUUCCCAGCCACCACACCAGCAGUAUAACAACAGGAGUGCAGUUGCUAACGGCACCAGCAGGCCACAAGGAAGCAAUCAGCUCAUGAAUACUCUCCGAAAUGACUUGCAGUUGAGUGAGUCUGGGAGCGACAGUGAUGACUAGAGGCUGAGCUUUUGCUGCUUCUGUUGCAUAUACAUGAAGAACUGAUUUACUUUGUAAUGAUCCUAUUGCUUAUGAAGAGGAGCUGGCACAGGGAUAGUUCCAUGAGUGGAAUUUUAAUAGAAAAAAUGCAUCACCUUCUAAAAUAUCAAAUGCUGAAGGCAGUUUUACUUUGUGUAUUAAGUGUAUAUUUUGUGUAUAUUUUUAUUCUUUAAAGUUUUAAAUAGGUAUGUACAGUGAGUAAGCCAGUAUGUAUUCCUGUCUGUUCCUUAUCUGUAAGCUUAAUGUGUAGCUUUUUGCAGUCAUCUAAAAAUUUCUUCUUUGUAAAAGAUACUCAGAACCAUUUUAACUUGGUGGGGGGAGAAGAGGGUUGUAUACAGGAUGGGCAUGAGCCAACAAAAAAAAUGCUGGAGCUAGAGUGUGCAUUGAAGUGGGAUUGUUAUAAAGUAAGUUUCAACUCAAGUUGAUUUCUUUGGUUUGAGGCUUUUCUAAUGUCUUUUUAUUAUUAUUUAUGGUUGAUUUGAUGGACAUACUUUUAAACACUUGGAAAAGAGAAGUCAUAAAGCUUUGUUCAUCACAAA
Molecule: messenger RNA, 1405 nt
Organism: Rhea pennata
Lineage: Eukaryota; Metazoa; Chordata; Aves; Rheiformes; Rheidae
Gene: EAF1
Product: ELL associated factor 1
Exons: 6
Coding region: 48-827 (259 amino acids)
Biological process (GO): transcription elongation by RNA polymerase II; regulation of DNA-templated transcription
Cellular component (GO): super elongation complex
Molecular function (GO): transcription elongation factor activity
Source: RefSeq, a predicted model, not a curated record